GUGUUACUCUGUAAUACUGUACAGUGAGUGCGUUACUCUGUAACACUGUGCAGUGAGUGUGUUACUCUGUAACACUGCAGUGAGUGCAUUACUCUGUAACACUAUGCUGAUGUGACCAUGUGAAAGGCACACACAAACACACAUUCUCACAAGCAGCUGAUCUUUGUGCUGGUUGUGUUUGGCCUAUAACAGGAAAGGCUGCAGUUUUCUGAGGAUGCAUUUAGUGCUGAUGUGAAUAUUUCUGAAUGAGCUCAGAAGAUGAAAGGAGAAGCUGAAAUCUGGGUGCUGGGUCAGGGUCACGCGUAUGAGGGAACUUUCAUUUCCAGUCAUAGGAUUCAUUUUACUGCGAAACGGGACCUCCUUCCUCCUUCCCCUGGGUGAGGUCAUACUGCAGUAAAGCAGGACAGAGAGGCCCAACACAUUCAGCUUUCUGCAUGUCAGUUCAGAUGAUUUUAAGGCCCUGAUGCUGUGAUUGUGACACACUGCUGGUGAGCAGGGCCAGUAUGGUGACUGUGCAGAGUGUUUAGUACGCUGUUCCCCUGUCACCCUUCAGCCAGCAGACGCAGACCUUCAUUGAGCUGUUCCUAACAGAGCACACUCUCAUUCUGCUGUUUGGACUCCUCUAGCUGCCAAGUUACCGGAAUGCAUUACUCUUUCUGAAAUGUGUCCAAGCCUGUAAGCGUAUUUCAAACUAUGUUAAGGUUCUGGGGCACUGGUCGCACUGUGGUAAGGCCCUGUGACACUGGUUGCGCUGUGUUAAGGCCCUGUGACACUGGUUGCGCUGUGUUAAGGCCCUGUGACACUGGUCGCACUGUGUUAAGGCCCUGUGACACAGGUUGCGCUGUGUUAUGGCCCUGUGACACAGGUUGUGCUGUGUUAAGGCCCUGUGACACUGGUCGCACUGUGUUAAGGCCCUGUGACACAGGUUGCGCUGUGUUAAGGCCCUGUGACACAGGUUGCGCUGUGUUAAGGCCCUGUGACACAGGUCGCACUGUGGUAAGGCCCUGUGACACUGGUUGCGCUGUGUUAAGGCCCUGUGACACUGGUUGCGCUGUGUUAAGGCCCUGUGACACUGGUCGCACUGUGUUAAGGCCCUGUGACACAGGUUGCGCUGUGUUAUGGCCCUGUGACACAGGUUGUGCUGUGUUAAGGCCCUGUGACACUGGUCGCACUGUGUUAAGGCCCUGUGACACAGGUUGCGCUGUGUUAAGGCCCUGUGACACAGGUUGCGCUGUGUUAAGGCCCUGUGACACAGGUUGCGCUGUGUUAAGGCCCUGUGACACUGGUCGCGCUGUGUUAAGGCCCUGUGACACUGAUCGCACUGUGUUAAGGCCCUGUGACACUGGUCGCACUGUGUUAAGGCCCUGUGACACUGGUCGCACUGUGUUAAGGCCUUGUGACACAGGUUGCGCUGUGUUAAGGCUCUGUGUUUUAAGUUGCCAUGGUUCUGGUCUCUCCCCAGGCUAUGACUUCUCGGAGGUGCUGCGCUGGUUUGGGGAGCGGGUGGAUCGGAUCAUCCUGCUGUUCGACGCGCACAAGCUGGACAUCUCGGACGAGUUCUCGGAGGCGAUCCGGGCGUUCCGGGGCCAGGACGAUAAGAUCCGGGUGGUGCUGAACAAGGCGGACCAGGUGGACACGCAGCAGCUGAUGCGGGUGUACGGCGCCCUCAUGUGGUCGCUGGGGAAGGUGAUAAACACGCCAGAGGUGGUGCGUGUGUAUCUGGGGUCCUUCUGGGCCAAGCCCCUGCAGAACACUGAGAACCGGCGGCUCUUCGAGGCCGAGACGCAGGACCUGUUCAAGGACAUCCAGGGCCUCCCGCGCAACGCUGCUCUGCGCAAGCUCAACGACCUCAUCAAACGCGCCCGGCUGGCCAAGGUGCAUGCUUACAUCAUCAGUUACCUGAAGAAGGAGAUGCCGUCUCUGUUUGGGAAAGAGAAGAAGAAGGAGGAGCUGAUCAGCCGCCUGCCGGAGAUUUACUGCAUCCUGCAGCGAGAGCAUCACAUCUCUGCCGGGGACUUCCCCAACGUCACCAAGAUGCAGGUCCUCACCUUGCACCUAUACGCACGCACACACGUACACAUCCUGCAGCGAGAGCAUCACAUCUCUGCCGGGGACUUCCCCAACGUCACCAAGAUGCAGGUCCUCACAAUGCACCUAUACGUACACACACACACACACACACACGUACACAUCCUGCAGAGAGAGCAUCACAUCUCUGCCGGGGACUUCCCCAACGUCACCAAGAUGCAGGUCCUCACCUUGCACCUAUACGCACGCACACACGUACACAUCCUGCAGCGAGAGCAUCACAUCUCUGCCGGGGACUUCCCCAACGUCACCAAGAUGCAGGAACAGCUCCAGAACUACGACUUCAGCAAGUUCCCUUCCCUGAAGACCAAGCUGAUCGAAUCGGUGGAUAAGAUGCUGGCCAAUAAGAUCGCUGGGCUGAUGUCCAUGAUUCGCGAGGAGGAGAGCAGGCAGCCCCCCCAGCAGGUGUCUGGCGGGGCCUUUGAGGGGUCCCAGGACGGCCCGUUCGGGCACGGGUACGAGGAGGGCGUGCGGGCAGGGGCAGACGCCGAGGACUGGAUCGUCUGCCGGGACAAGCCCAAAUACGACGAGAUCUUCUACACCCUCAUGCCCGUCAACGGGCGUGUGUCUGGCGCCAACGCCAAGAAGGAGAUGAUGAACUCGCGGCUGCCCAACACGGUGCUGGGCAAGAUCUGGAAGCUGGCGGACUGUGACCACGACGGCAUGCUGGACGACGAGGAGUUCGCGCUCGCCCAGCACCUCAUCAAGAUCAAGCUGGAGGGGUUCGAGCUGCCCUCCGAGCUGCCCCCCCACCUGGUGCCCCCCUCCCACAGGAAGGACCCCACCGCAGACACCCUGUACAACCACCAGGAGGACUGAGCCGCGCCCUCCCCGCCCCACCCCACCGGAGACCUGGACAGAGGGGGAGGGGGAUAUGUGCAAAGACUGCAGUACUACAGCCCGAUUCUGAAGGGGGGGGGAUUGAAGGAGCAGAGGUUGGGGGGGUGAGGGAGGAGAGAUAAAGUGGUUUAUGGUCCCCAUGGUUUUUUUUUUUUUUUUUGGGAGCAAUCAUCUGUGAUAUUGACUUAACUACAGACCUGGCCUGUACCAUACACAUUGCUACUGUGCGGUAGAUCAGCAGAGAUUAUUCACACUGUACAUAAUGCCUCCUGACCUGGUGUAGUUAUAGGGUGUAGGUACAGUCUCAUCUGCGUAAUUCUGGGAUCAGUGUUUCACACGGCGGAAGCAGGUACAGGUGCGCCCGUCCUGGCGCUUCCUGGGCUCACCGUCGUCAGGCGCUCACCUGCCACCUGUAGACCCGCCACACUGCGCCAGCCGAGCAGCCCUGCACGCUUCUGACUUCCUCAUUCUGAAGUAGAUUACUCUUCCUCUUCCUCCGACUCUUAUGUCCAAUAAUCUCUUUCUGUGAGGUUUUUUUUUUUGUCUAGACAUGCUCCAGAAUAUUUCAAGCACCAAAGUAGAAAGGUUUUUAACGAUCUGUGACUGUAAGAGAUGAUAACCUUUAACCUUUAACGUCUUCAGCCACAAUUACUUAAUUUAUUCAUUUUAUGUCCAAAUUCAUGACUCAUUUGACAGCCAGGCCAUUUCUAGAUGAAUGUGCUUCUUUCAGGAGGGCAUGAGAAGUUUAAAUGAACCGUGGUGCUGAUGAGGGACUGAAUGUGGCUGGUUUUUGUUUUUAUGUUAAAAUCAGCAACCAGUUUAGACCCCAAAAAACCAGGUGAGAUGAGUUAUGUGGGUCAUUAAAUGCUUUAAUUGGUCAAUUAACAAUGAAAACUGUGGCCCUCCCGGGUUAGGGAAAUAAAGAUACCUGCCUUAACACAAAGGUGCCUGCAGGUUUAACUCCAGUCCUGGAGGGGGCGCUGUGCCUGCAGGUUUUUGUCGUUUCCUUUCAAUGAGAAAACAAUUUUGGCCGUAGAAACAAGGUGUAUGGAUUCUUCAGCCAAUCAGUGACUUGGAAUAAUGACUUAAGUGCGGAAUAAGAGAACACCAGGCCCUGCCUUCACCUGAAGAGCUUGUGGCCUGCACAGGAGUCCCGGGAAAGUGCCUGCUCGUCCAUCUCACUGUUUAAACCAGCGUUUCAUUUCAUGAUUUAUUUCUCUCUCUGUUUCUCCUUUCCACAAAAACAAACUGCCAAGAAAGUGUCUUUUGCAGUCUAUGGUAUUUUAAUUUUAUUUACAUAUUUGCACUGUCCUUGUAGAAUGUAUUUUUUAAAAAUCUAAUACUAGUACAUUUUAAAAUGAACAACCUUUGUUUUGAGAAGUAAGAGAGAAAUUGCCAGGUGUUGUAAAAUAUUUAAAAUAUUAUAUUUCCAUUAUUUUUAUCAAGAAGAGGGCAGGAACUGCUGCAAAUAGCUUUAGAGUUUCCUGGAAGAAGGGGAACUGGCCAUGGCUGCUCAUGUGAUACGCGUCCGGCAUGUUGGCAACCAGCCUGGAGAACAAUGUGUGGAAGUCACCCAAUGAGCACACAAUCUGGCUUUAUCUGAGUGGGCUUACAAACCGCGCACACGCUGCACACGUAGGUGUGCCCUCUCCCUGUGGUCAGUGGCUUAGCAGCAUACUCAGGGUUUGAAGGAGCGGGAUCAGGACCAAAGUGGGCAGUACUUUUCAGGUUCAGCGUAAAUGAUGGGUAAGCAGUCCUGGAGAACGCAGCCAAUUCAGUGCCUUCGGAACCUUCUGCUAGCUGCCGUCUGCUAGCCACCUUCUGCUAGCUGCCGUCUGCUAGCCACCUUCUGCUAGCUGCCCUUUGCUAGCCUUCUGCUAGCCACCCUCUGCUAGCUGCCGUCUGCUAGCCUUCUGCUAGCCACCUUCUGCUAGCUGCCCUCUGCUAGCCUUCUGCUAGCCACCCUCUGCUAGCUGCCGUCUGCUAGCCUUCUGCUAGCCGCCUUCUGCUAUCCUUCUGCUAGCUGCCCUCUGCUAUCCUUCUGCUAGCUGCCCUCUGCUAGCUGAUUUCUGCUAGCUGCCCUCUGCUAGCCGCAUUCUGCUAGCUGCCCUCUGUUAGCCGCCUUCUGCUAUCCUUCUGCUAGCCGCCCUCUGCUAACCUUCUGCUAGCUGCCCUCUGCUAGCUGCCCUCUGCUAGCUGAUUUCUGCUAGCUGCCCUCUGCUAGCCGCAUUCUGCUAGCUGCCCUCUGUUAGCCGCCUUCUGCUAGCUGCCUUCCUGCCACUUAUCAGGUUUGUUGUUCACACAGCUCUGUUACUUGCCUCUGUUACCUACGCCCUGUAGCUCUGUUACCAUGCCCUGUAACUCUGUUACCAUGCCCUGUAACUCUGUUACCCACGCCCUGUAGCUCUGUUACCCAUGCCCUGUAGCUCUGUUACCCAUGCCCUGUAGCUCUGUUACCCACGCCCUGUAACUCUGUUACCCAUGCCCUGUAGCUCUGUUACCCACGCCCUGUAACUCUGUUACCCACGCCCUGUAGCUCUGUUACCCAUGCCCUGCAGUCCUGUUACCCACGCCCUGUAACUCUGUUACCCACGCCCUGUAACUCUGUUACCCACGCCCUGUAACUCUGUUACCCAUGCCCUGUAGCUCUGUUACCUAUGCCCUGUAACUCUGUUAACCAUGCCCUGUAGCUCUGUUACCCACGCCUUGCAGCUCUGUUACCCAUGCCCUGUAACUCUGUUACCCAUGCCCUGUAGCUCGCUCUUACCCACGCCCUGUAGCUCUGUUACCCAUACCCUGUAGCUUUGUUACCCACGCCCUGUAGCUCUGUUACCCAUGCCCUGUAACUCUGUUACCCAUGCCCUGUAGCUCGCUCUUACCCACGCCCUGUAGCUCUGUUACCCAUACCCUGUAGCUUUGUUACCCAUGCCCUGUAGCUCUGUUACCCAUGCCCUGCAGCUCUGUUACCCAUGCCCUGUAACUAUUUUAUUCCAGGAUACCAUGUUAGGUAUUUAACAGUAGCUGUGAUCCAUCCUGUUAGGAUUUCUGAAUUCAGCACACUUCAGGACUGACUCCUGUUAAAUUUUCAAGCCAUUUCACUCUGUGAUUCUUUUUGAUUUGUCUUUGUUUUCUGGCAGUAGUAUUAGUGACUUGUGUUUUUAUUGUAAUGAUGUUUUUUUUCUUCUCCUUUUUUAAUGACUGUAAAUGUAUUUAGUGCAAUACAGAUGGGAUUCUUUACUGGGGAAUAUGUUUGUCUUUCUGAGCUCAAUCUGUCCAUUCCCGCUGAUCUUCCACAGAUUCUGUGUUUGUGCAUUAAAGAUGCUUUCUGUGCACCCAAAAUCUGUUUGUAUAUUGCAAAUGCGUAUAUUAAACAUUAAAAUAUGUAAAAAUCA
Molecule: messenger RNA, 6320 nt
Organism: Anguilla anguilla (European eel)
Lineage: Eukaryota; Metazoa; Chordata; Actinopteri; Anguilliformes; Anguillidae
Gene: ehd4
Product: EH-domain containing 4
Exons: 6
Coding region: 694-2907 (737 amino acids)
Biological process (GO): endosomal transport; clathrin-dependent synaptic vesicle endocytosis
Cellular component (GO): plasma membrane; intracellular vesicle; presynaptic membrane
Molecular function (GO): calcium ion binding; protein binding; GTP binding
Source: RefSeq, a predicted model, not a curated record